ACAAUAUCUUUCUAUCAGCCAUAGAUAUAGACUAAUGGUGUAGAUUGUAUUUGCUGUUGUUGCGUGAUGCUUACUGUCUAAUGGUGAUUGUCGUCAUAGUGUGAAAACUAUUAGGAGAAAUUACGUGUUUUGAGUUAUAGUGUCAUUGUAUUUUCCUGUAAACCUUUUUCAAAUCAGGAAUAUGGCAAGUACGACAUCUUUUGCUUAUUACCUGACAGUGACAAUACUUUUAUUAUGCGCUGGUUUGCAUGUUGCGGAACCAGUACCGUCGGAACGUAGUUACGUGUUGUCAGAAGAAUUUAUCAAUUAUAUAAAUUCACUCAACACAACAUGGAAGGCUGGGCAGAAUUUCAUGGAGGAUAUUCCUCUCACGUACAUCAUUCGGCUUAUGGGAGUUCACCGUGAUGCACAUUUGUUUCGUCUGCCAACAAAAAAUGAUGAACUGACUAAUACAGAAAUUCCAGAGGAGUUUGAUGCCAGGGAACAAUGGCCGAAUUGUCCAACUAUAAAGGAGAUACGUGACCAAGGAUCAUGUGGCUCUUGUUGGGCAUUUGGUGCAGUUGAAGCCAUGUCAGAUAGAGUUUGCAUCCAUUCAAAUGGCACAGUCAACUUCCACUUUUCAGCAGAGGAUCUUGUUUCAUGCUGUCACUCUUGUGGGUUUGGCUGCAAUGGAGGCUUCCCUGGUGCAGCAUGGAGUUACUGGGUAAAAAAAGGAAUUGUCAGUGGAGGAUCAUAUAAUUCAAAUCAGGGAUGCCAACCAUAUGUCAUUGCUCCAUGUGAACAUCAUGUUAAUGGCUCUCGAAUUCCAUGCAAAGAGGGACAUGGUACUCCACACUGUGAGAAACAAUGUGAGAAAAGUUAUGAUGUGUCAUACAAGAAGGACAAACACUUUGGUAGUCAUGCCUACAGCAUUGAAAAUGAUGUUAAGAAAAUUCAACAGGAGAUCCUGAUUAAUGGCCCUGUUGAAGGUGCAUUCACUGUAUUUGAAGAUUUUGUACAAUACAAAUCAGGUGUUUACCAGCAUGUAACUGGUUCUGUUCUUGGAGGUCAUGCCAUUAGGAUCCUGGGUUGGGGUGUAGAAAAUGGUACCCCGUACUGGUUUGUUGCCAACUCCUGGAAUUCUGAUUGGGGUGAAAAUGGAUAUUUCCGUAUCCUGCGAGGGAAAGAUGAGUGUGGUAUUGAAUCUUCCAUUUCAGCUGGUUUGCCAUUAGUUUAAAAGAAACAUUUCAUUAUGUGGUCUUGUAUGGCAAGCCUUUGAUGGAAUUAUGGCUUGUUAUAAUUCAGAUACUACUUUGGCUUAUUUUUAAACAAAUUAUGUAGGAAGGAAAGCAAUAUUUUUAGUUUUCUUUAUGUUUGCCUCACAGAUUAAAAACUUUGCUGAAUUGUGAUUGAAGCAGUUAUGUUCGAAGUGAGGAAGUGGUAUAAUUUGUGUACUGAUACCAGGGUUGUUAAUUAAGUAAAAUAAUUAUUAAAAGAAUACCAAACAUACUAUUUGAAAUCAGAAGCAAGAAAAGUUGGUGUUGCAAAGAAAUCAUUGCUUAAAUGUAAAAUGAUAACUAUGAAGUAUAUGCAAAGAAAAUAACAGUAUCAACAAAUCUUGAUAUAUGAAGCUAAAUCUGGCAACACAAGGUUUGUUGUGUGUCAAAAAUUUGUAGAAAGCAAAGUACAAAGAAUUUAUUCAGUUCACUAUGACAGCUUUAAUAUGAAACAUGGUAUCAGGACCCACAUUAUCACAUCAUUUACAUUUGUAUUCUAUGACAUCUCUUUUGGCCUAAUGCUCCAAGAAAUUUAAUGUGUUACAGCUGGCAGCUAGUAGCGAAACUCAUUAUAGACUGAAGACGGUCAAGACACUGUAUGUGGGAAAUAAUAUUUUCUGUUAUGAUGUACUAGUUUAAGAUAUUCAAUGUUAUGAUACUGGAAUACUAAAUAUUCCUAUUCACAAAUAGUUGUUGUCUUGAGUAUAUUUAAAAUAAUAUAACUAGGAAACACUACAGUAAAGAAAAUAUUCUUGAUUGCUAGGGGUAUUAAAAAUAACUUCAGCGUACCCAAAAAAAAUUCAGCAGUAACACUAAAUGGCUGUCACACUGAUAAGGUAUUUACUUGGUUUUGAUAGUUGGCAUGUUGAUAUUUUUACUUAAAAAUGCAUAUUUCUAUUGAGGCAUUCACAGAAUAAAAACUGUAUAAUGUGAAACUAUCUGCACUGUGAUGUGUGACAUAUGUAUAUAUUUAUUGGAAAUAGAGAUGUAUAUAUAUGCCGUAA
Zootermopsis nevadensis is the source of this 2260-nucleotide messenger RNA. It is a transcript of the gene CtsB, whose product is annotated as Cathepsin B. Gene Ontology annotation, biological process: regulation of catalytic activity; proteolysis. NCBI's taxonomy places the organism in Eukaryota, Metazoa, Arthropoda, Insecta, Blattodea, Termopsidae. Gene Ontology annotation, molecular function: cysteine-type endopeptidase activity. The record is from RefSeq and is a predicted model, not a curated record.